AUGAAUUUGAUAUAAUUUAAGAGAGAAAAAUAUGGAAUUAAAUUAAGAAGAGAUGCUUUAGAAAAAAUAUUUAGUUUAAAAAGAGUAAUCAAUUCUCCAGACUUAAUUUUAAUUUUUGAAAAAUAAUUAGAAUCAUAUGAGACUGAUAUUUUAGAAGCAAUUGAAAUUUUAAAAUAGUACUAAAAUAUUAAGCCUGAAUAUGUCUAACUAUGGCUUUUCUUAUUAUAUGAUUGUUUUAUUUAUUUGGACCAGCAGUAUAAAGGAAAUGAAAUCUUGGGCUUAAUCUUAUUCAGUGUCAAUUAAUAUCCGUAAGUAAUAUUCUUAAAUAAAUUCAAAAGAGCAUAAUUCAGUUCAUUGAGUAUUAACUAUUUGAAAUCUUACUUAGAUACCAGGAUACUUAAGUACUUCAAAUAAUUGAAAUAAUUUUGAAAUCGUAAAUCAUUCGAUCUCGUGAUGUCCAAAUUGAACCCUUUGUUAAUUACAUUUGUUCUUAUAUACCAGAGAAUACUAAAGAUAUUUUAAAAAUUCUUAUUCUAUUAUCUCAUAAUAUGGACUGCAAAGCAAUAAUCAUAACAAAUGAUCCUAUAAUGAAUAUGUUAUUGAUGGAAAAUCAACAAUUUUAGUAUGAAAGAAGUAGAAUUCUUAGUCAUUUAUCAAGAGGAAAUAUUAAAUUGGUUUAUUAUUUUUAUAAUUCUAAAGAUAAAUUACAAUCUUUAUUUUAUCUUAAUACAAAGCACUGUCUUAAAAUAAUAAUGCGUUUGAUUUGUUAUGAUGAAACAAAAAAAAUUCUAUAAAUAAUGAGAGAGUAAAGGAUUAUAUAACAAAUAGAGAAAUUAUGUAUAUAAAAAGAUCUCACUUAUUCAUAAGAAAUUGAGAAUAUAUUGUAAGAAUUUUAAUAAUGA
This is a messenger RNA of Paramecium sonneborni, 902 nucleotides long. The record is from the annotation of a GenBank genome assembly. Lineage: Eukaryota; Ciliophora; Oligohymenophorea; Peniculida; Parameciidae.